AUGCCCCUUCAAUCAGGGACGGGCAGGCGCCGCAGGGCUACGGCGUCCACAGCUUCUGCAGGUUAUCGAACAAGUUCCGCCGCUCAGCAAAGCCCUUCACCGCGGGUAUCGGCAAUUGAUUUCAUCGUCAGCAGCAGUAGCAGUGACGGCAACGCUUCAACACCACCUAACCAUAGCUCGAGUGACUGCACAACUGGUCGACCGAGGAGAACGCCAACAAAAGUGGCAGCGCGAGAACCGCCUCCAACCGUUGUUGAAGACACUUACUACUGGCCAACUGUCCGCCGGCAUAUCGAUAACAGAGGAAAUGGAGCCAGCGGUUGUCGGAUUCGUGUAAAAUGUUCAAUAUGUUAUGACGAUCUGCCCGUGAGAGGUCUCGAGCCAAGCAACGAGCUGCUCCAGCACGAGGGGGGCGUGGUGUUGAGCUGCGGGCACAUCUUUUGCCGCGAAUGCCUGGCGGAGUCAUUCUAUGGACAGAGCGGGAAGAAGCUCACGCGUACAUGCCCUAUGUGCCGAGAAGAGAUGGAGUGUCAGCAGUGCGGAGACUUGGGACGCUGUGUCGCCAUCCCCAAAGACCACGACGACGUUGGGGAGUUCCCCCUGACAGUACCCGAAGGCGGGGAGAAGGCGUCCAUCUGCCUCCGCUGCGAGGCGCGCAAGGUGUGGAUAUGGAAGGUGGAACACGGCCAGCACGGCCAGCCAUCUCGUAACGUGAUAGAGACGGAUUUCGAGAGGCUGGUGUAUCACAUGAUGGACUGCGUGGAGGACGACGGCGCGGCGAUGGGGAUGGCCGAGAUGGAGCAGCAGCUGCUGGUGCUCUUCAAGGAGAAUUUCAUGCGGCUAUUGGAAGCGAGAGAGCAAUACAUCUCGCAGUACACGCAUGACGUCUUGUUGAAAUCGACGAGUUAUCCAUGGUUGUGA
This is a messenger RNA of Trichoderma virens Gv29-8, 921 nucleotides long. RefSeq lists its product as uncharacterized. The transcript has a single exon. Bases 1 to 921 code for a protein of 306 amino acids. The record is from RefSeq and is a predicted model, not a curated record. Lineage: Eukaryota; Fungi; Ascomycota; Sordariomycetes; Hypocreales; Hypocreaceae.